GGAGCAUAAAGCAGGCGGAGGGUCUCAAGGCAGGCAAAGAAGAACCAUGAGGUUCAUCCUUCCUGUGGGUCUGCUUGCUACAACCCUUGCGAUUGCUCCUGUCCGCUUUGACGGGGAGAAGGUAUUCCGCGUGAAGCCCCAGGAUGAAACAGAAGCAAACAUCAUAAAGGAUUUAGCCCGAACCAAUGAGCUCGACUUCUGGUACCCGGAUGACACUCACCACGUAUCUGCUAACAUGACGGUGGAUUUCCGAGUGAGUGAGAAGGAAUCCCAAACCAUCCAGUCUGCCUUGGAUCAAAAUAAAAUGCAUUAUGAAAUUCUGAUUCAUGAUCUCCAGGAAGAGGUUGAGAAACAGUUUGAUGGUAAAGAAGAUAGUUCAGACAGACACAGCUAUGAAAAAUACCAUAACUGGGAACAGAUUGUGGCUUGGACUGAAAAAAUGGUGAAUAAGCGCCCGGAAAUGGUCUCUCGUAUUAAAAUUGGAUCUACUGCUGAAGAUAAUCCACUGUAUGUUCUCAAGAUUGGGAAAGAAGAUGAAAGCAGAAACUCUAUUUUUAUGGAUUGCGGCAUUCAUGCCCGAGAAUGGGUCUCCCCAGCAUUCUGCCAGUGGUUUGUCUAUCAGGCAACCAAAUCUUAUGGAAAAAACAAAAUUAUGACCAAACUCUUGGAUAAAAUGAAUUUUUAUGUUCUUCCUGUGUUCAACGUUGAUGGAUAUAUUUGGUCAUGGACAAAGAACCGCAUGUGGAGAAAAAAUCGUUCCAAGAACCAAAACUCCAAAUGCAUUGGCACCGACCUCAACAGGAAUUUUAAUGCUUCCUGGGACUCCUCUCCUCAGACCAGUAACCCAUGUGAGGAAACCUACAGGGGCCAUGCACCAGAGUCUGAGAAGGAGACAAAAGCUGUCACUGACUUCAUUCGAGGCCACCUGAAAUCAAUCAAGGCUUACAUCACCUUCCACUCCUACUCCCAGAUGCUGUUGUUUCCCUACGGAUAUACAUCAAAACUGCCCUUCAACCACGAGGACUUGGCCAAAAUCGCAAAGCUUAGCACCGAUGCUCUGUCAACUCGGUAUGAAACCCGCUACAUCUACGGCCCAAUACAAUCAACAAUAUACCGGACAUCAGGCUCGUCUUUAGACUGGGCUUUCGACCUGGGCAUCAAACACACAUUUGCCUUUGAGCUCCGAGAUAAAGGCAAAUUCGGUUUUCUCCUUCCGGAAUCUCAGAUAAAACCAACCUGUAAAGAGACUAUGCUCGCUGUCAAAGUUAUUGCUAAGUAUAUCCUCAAGAAUACUUCCUAGAGAAUUGCCCUCCAUUUGGAAUAAGCCAAUUAAUCCCUUUUUCGUGGUGUGCCUUUACUAGAAAGUCAAUCAUUAAUUACCCCCAGAUGCAGCUGCCUCAUCUCCCAAACAGAGCCUCCUCAGGCUCGCUGAAGUCCCAUGUUAUUGCUCUUUGCUUUUAUUUACUGAGAAGCACCUUAACGACGUAGCUUUAAGCAAAACUUUUUAACUACUAUGCUUUACUCCAAGUGAAGUUUUAACCCAGCAGAGAGCAUCACUUGGAGCUCUCUGCAAGGUGAUCUACAGUGGGGCACAGGAAAGAUGAAAACCUUCAGUUUCGCUCGCCUCUGGUUUUCAGCAUGUGGCUUCAUCAUUUCAUGUGCUGACAUUAUAAAAGAAUAAAGUGCAUCCCAAUGCUGUAAAA
Messenger RNA from Otolemur garnettii (small-eared galago), 1703 nucleotides. RefSeq names its product carboxypeptidase A3 (gene CPA3). Bases 47 to 1300 code for a protein of 417 amino acids. NCBI's taxonomy places the organism in Eukaryota, Metazoa, Chordata, Mammalia, Primates, Galagidae. Gene Ontology annotation, biological process: proteolysis. Gene Ontology annotation, molecular function: metallocarboxypeptidase activity; zinc ion binding. The record is from RefSeq and is a predicted model, not a curated record. The transcript is spliced from 11 exons.